AUGCAAUCUUCUCUUCCCCUUUGCAGAGAAUUUUUUGAAAAAAUAACUGCAUAUUUAGAUUAUCAUGAUUUCAGGUUAACCAUUACUGCCAAUCAGCCUUCAAUUACUCUCCCUUACUACGUAGACGAAAAAGCCCAUUCCAUAGAACUAAUUAUCUUCAAAACAACAUUUUUAUCUCUUUUCCAAGAAGCACAUACAUAUUUUAACAAAACUUUCUCUGAUCAAAGCGGCAUUUCUAAUGAGAAUAUUUAUUACAUGACUGUUGGAUUUCUACUUACAACACCUGAAAACAAAACGGUAUAUAAUGUACACGAAGAUUUACUCAAGAGAUACUUCCAGGACAACAGUGUUUUAGUAAUACCGGAUUUAUUGGUCAAAGAAGUAAGACUGAUUCAACGGCUUCUUUGUUCAUCAAACAAUCGUAUCAACAAGUCGUCAUCUCUUUGGAUAUUAUACCGAAAACUAUUCGUUUUAUCUCUUGAUGCUAAUACACUGGUUCUUCCAGAUAUUUUAUUUGUAUUUCAUUCUUCUGGAUCCCAACAUUUCUCUAAUUACUACUGUUGGAAUACUGCUAGGUGGUUCUACGAUAAUUUACCUUACAAUAAAAGAAUUGAGCUCUUCAAUUUGACUAAGAGAUUUUGCUUUCAAAAUGUUAAGGAUUGUUCCUCAUGGAGCGCAUUAGCAUAUAUGGUAUGCCAGCAGGAGGAAAAAAAAACCGAUAAUAUACGUGAUUUUCAAAGACUAACAAGCUCUUUUAAUGUUCCGUUCAAGAUAAAUAAAGUGGAUUUGAAUUUUCAAGUACAGCCUGCGGAUGCAUUUACUCAGGAAUUAGUAAAAUGGAUUGAUCGAACGUAUGCUGCAGAUUGGCCUCCAUAUCUGUGUCUUCUGCAAAUUACGAAAUUUAAUAUCACCCUUAGAAUUGAAAUGGACUCUGUCUUAUUGACUUGGAGAAAUGAAAUUCUGAAUUUUGAAGAGAACAGUGGUCAUAUCAAAAUGAUAAAUAAUACUCCAAUAGUACCUGAGAAAUUUUCAAACGAUCUUCUAACUUCUGUGAAUUUUGCACAUUUUGGCUAUAAAAAGCUUUUCUUAAAUAAGUUUUUGGAUAAAAAUAAGAAAGAACAAUCAGAUAGUUAG
Molecule: messenger RNA, 1134 nt
Organism: Saccharomyces cerevisiae S288C
Lineage: Eukaryota; Fungi; Ascomycota; Saccharomycetes; Saccharomycetales; Saccharomycetaceae
Gene: ECM9
Product: Ecm9p
Exons: 2
Coding region: 1-1134 (377 amino acids)
Source: RefSeq, marked reviewed